Rana temporaria (common frog) is the source of this 5539-nucleotide messenger RNA. RefSeq names its product tetratricopeptide repeat domain 21A (gene TTC21A). Gene Ontology annotation, cellular component: intraciliary transport particle A. Gene Ontology annotation, molecular function: protein binding. Gene Ontology annotation, biological process: protein localization to cilium; intraciliary retrograde transport. The coding region runs from base 1423 to 5361 and encodes 1312 amino acids. Lineage: Eukaryota; Metazoa; Chordata; Amphibia; Anura; Ranidae. The record is from RefSeq and is a predicted model, not a curated record. The transcript is spliced from 30 exons.
CAUAGAGAUAUAGAGAUCCCCUACAGAGAGAAGGAUAGAAAGAUCGCAUACACAGGAGGACACAGAGAUCUCAUACAGAGAGAAGGAUAGAAAGAUCUCAUACACAGGAGGACACAGAGAUCUCAUACACAGGAGGACACAGAGAUCUCAUACACAGGAGGACACAGAGAUCUCAUACAGAGAGAAGGAUAGAAAGAACUCAUACACAGGAGGACACAGAGAUCUCAUACAGAGAGAAGGAUAGAAAGAUCGCAUACACAGGAGGACACAGAGAUCGCAUACACAGGAGGACACAGAGAUCUCAUACAGAGAGAAGGAUAGAAAGAUCGCAUACACAGGAGGACACAGAGAUCUCAUACAGAGAGAAGGAUAGAAAGAUCGCAUACACAGGAGGACACAGAGAUCGCAUACACAGGAGGACACAGAGAUCUCAUACAGAGAGAAGGAUAGAAAGAUCGCAUACACAGGAGGACACAGAGAUCGCAUACACAGGAGGACACAGAGAUCUCAUACAGAGAGAAGGAUAGAAAGAUCGCAUACACAGGAGGACACAGAGAUCUCAUACAGAGAGAAGGAUAGAAAGAUCGCAUACACAGGAGGACACAGAGAUCGCAUACACAGGAGGACACAGAGAUCUCAUACAGAGAGAAGGAUAGAAAGAUCGCAUACACAGGAGGACACAGAGAUCGCAUACACAGGAGGACACAGAGAUCUCAUACAGAGAGAAGGAUAGAAAGAUCGCAUACACAGGAGGACACAGAGAUCGCAUACACAGGAGGACACAGAGAUCUCAUACAGAGAGAAGGAUAGAAAGAUCGCAUACACAGGAGGACACAGAGAUCUCAUACAGAGAGAAGGAUAGAAAGAUCGCAUACACAGGAGGACACAGAGAUCGCAUACACAGGAGGACACAGAGAUCUCAUACAGAGAGAAGGAUAGACAUAUCGCAUACACAGGAGGACACAGAGAUCUCAUACAGAGAGAAGGAUAGACAUAUCGCAUACACAGGAGGACACAGAGAUCUCAUACACAGGAGGACACAGAGAUCUCAUACAGAGAGAAGGAUAGACAUAUCGCAUACACAGGAGGACACAGAGAUCUCAUACAGAGAGAAGGAUAGACAUAUCGCAUACACAGGAGGACACAGAGAUCUCAUACAGAGAGAAGGAUAGACAUAUCGCAUACACAGGAGGACACAGAGAUCUCAUACAGAGAGAAGGAUAGAAAGAUCUCAUACACAGGAGGACACAGAGAUCUCAUACACAGGAGGACACAGAGAUCUCAUACAGAGAGAAGGAUAGAAAGAUCGCAUACACAGGAGGACACAGAGAAGGAUAGACAGAUCUCAGCAGGAAGACUGCACAGGAAAACAUCUCUACAUACAACUUCUCUGAAGACAAGAAUACUGAGAUAUACUCCACAAUGGCGGAUACAGAUCCACAGCUGAUGACCUCUAUUAUUUUCUACUGUAAUCAGAAAUACUAUCGUCAUAUGCAAAAUAUAGCAAGAGAAGGUCUGCAGAAAUACUACAAUGAUCCUGCGCUUCUCUUUUUCAAAGCUUUUGGCAUCCUGAUGGAAGACCGAGUGCAGGAGGCCAUUCGAGAGCUAGAGUCCAUCAGAGAAGUUCCAGAUGUCUCGUUAUGCGCCCUCAUGCUUCUAAUUUAUGCUCAUAAGAAAAAUGGUACCUUUGAUCGUGAGGAAGUUUCUGGCCUGGAAAGUAAGUUAAAAGAAAACCGAAGGUCAGCAGGACCUAAAGCUCUUUACUAUGCAGGCUUACUUCUAUGGCUGCUUGGAAGAAGUGACAAGGCACAGGAGUACAUUGACAGGAUGCUCAAAAUGUCCAACAGGUCAAGUGAGGGUUUGGUGCUGAAAGGAUGGCUUCUCUUAACCCCAGAAACCUCUUUAGCAAAGUGUGUUAAGUAUUUUGAAGAGGGAACUCAAAGCAACACAGACUUGUUAGGAAUGAUCGGAAAGGCUGAAUGUUUCAUGAUGCAGAAGAAUUAUUCUGGAGCCCUGGAUAUAAUUAACCAGAUCAUUGUUAAUUUUCCUAAAUUUCUAAUAGCACUGACCUUAAAGAUGAGAUAUGUUCUAGCACAGCAAGACUGGGACCAAAGCCUUGAAACAGCACAACGCAUCUUAUCAAUAGAUGGAAAUAACAUUGAUGCUUUUCAGAUGUUAGCCAUAUACUCACUCACAAGGGAAGGAAAUAUACCAAAGGCUCUAACCUACGUGAAAGACCUGAUCAAUGCUCUGGAGAUGAUGGAGCCCCGAAACCCAGUCCUUCACGUUCAGAAAUUCCGCGUCAUUUGCAACUUGUGUGGAAGAAACAGGUCAAUUCUACAAGAGAUCUCUGAGUUCUUUGAGCGCGCAUUCAAAAAAUCUCCUGAACAUGCUGAGCUCGCUGCGGAUCUGGGCAAACUGCACAUGUAUCAAGACAAUGUAUCUGAAGCCGCUAACUGGUAUUCUGCUGCUAUGAAGCUGGAUGUGAACCAUGUAGAAGCCCUUACAGGCAUUAUAUGGUGCCAGAUACUUCAAAACAACCUGGAAGAUGCAGAACAGCAGCUGGAUUUCCUGCGUGAGGUGCAGCAAUCACUAGGAAGAUCAAAGGAAUUAUGCUAUGUGGAAGCUGUCCUUGCAUCCAAGAAGGGAAGAGAAGGGAAGAUUAUAUUAGACCAUCUGAGAGAAUCAUUGGACUUGCACUUUGCCACAUUAAACAGUCUUCCCCUGGGAGUGGAAUACUUAGAAAAAUUGGACCCGACUUUUAUUGUUGAUGUUGUUAAAAAGUACUUGGAAUUUUGUCCAACGCAGCCUGCAUCCCCGGGACAAACCAUAUCCCCACUGCUAGAAAAAGCAGCAACCAUUCUGUCUCCUGUAAUCUCGGUAGCUCCGUGUUUACCAGAGCCUCUCUUUUUAAAGUCACGGGUCAUUUACUUGACAGGUAAUUUUGAUGGAGCACAAGGAAUCUUGCAGCGCUGCAUAGAGCUGAAUCCUGAGUGGUCUGACGCUCACCUUCUUAUGGCCCAGAUUCACCUGUCACAGGAACAGUAUUCUGAGUGUUCAUUGUCUCUAGAGACUGGAGUCAGCCACAACUUUAAGGUGCGAGAACAUCCUCUUUAUUAUUUAAUCAAGGCUAAGGUUCUGGAGAAGACAGAGAACCGAGCAGAAGCUAUACAGAUGCUACGAAUGGCUAUGAGCCUCCCAGAGAUGAAAAGUGGAGUGGCUGGAAGAGAUAAAACAGGAAGCCUUAGUAUAAGUGACCGAGUAUCCAUAUACCUGGAACUGGCCAAACAUUUGCGUUUAAAUGGAGAGCAGCAUGAAGCUACGAAGAUAAUACAAGAUGCAGUCAAUGCAUUUCGUGGGACGCCAGAAGAGAUUAGAAUCAUUAUAGCUAAUGCAGACAUGUCCCUCAGUAAAGGCGAUAUCGAGUCAGCGCUGAUAAUGCUGGGAGAUGUCACACCAAACCAGCCAUACUAUAUUGAGGUCAAGCAGAAGAUGGCAGAAAUUUAUCUGAAAAAUCGAAAGGAUCAAAAAUUAUACAUUGCUUGCUACAGAGAGCUGAGCGAGAAGCUGCCUGGCCCACAGACAAGUCUUCUUCUGGGAGAUGCCUACAUGAACAUUCAGGAGCCAGAGAAAGCCUUAGAGGUCUAUGAUCAAGCACAAAGAAAGAAGCCAAAGGAUGCAACACUUACAAGCAGGGUUGGACUGUCGCUCAUGAGAACCCAUCAGUAUAAAAAGGCAGUAAAUUACUAUGAAGCAGCUCUGAAGAUGAGUGCAGAGGAAUUUCUGUGCUGUGAUCUUGCUGAACUUUUUCUUAAACUCAAGAAAUAUGAAAAUGCAGAAAAGCUUCUGAAACAUGCUCUGAACCAUGACCCUGUUUCUGAUUUGCCAUCACUGUUUAAUGAUGUGAAGUAUCUCAUUUUACUUGGAUGUACAUACAAAAACUAUAAAACAGAAGAAAUGGUUGACACUUUAAACAAGGCACUGGAUAUUCAGAUGAGAAUAUUGAAGCGAGUUCCCUUUGAACAGCCAGAUAUGAUCACAAAACAGUUACAAAUGGCUUCCAAAAUCUGUGUACAACUUGCUGAAUAUUACUUAGGGGAGAAGGAUUACACAAAUGCACUAAAAUACUACAAAGAUGCAAUAUCAUACUACGAUGCAGACAAUAAAGUAAUGCUACAGUUCUCACAUCUGUUCCUUACAAUGGAUGACUUGGAUGGCUGUGAAAUGCAGUGCAAUGUCCUACUUCAGGACCCAAGAUAUAAAGAUGAAGCUACCAUGAUGAUGGCAGACAUCAUGUUCCGGAAACAGCAGUAUGACAAAGCUAUAGAACAUUUUCAACGGGUUCUGGAAAAAACACCAGAUAACUUUACAGUCUUGAGUAAACUGAUUGACUUACUAAGAAGAAGUGGAAAGCUGGAUGAUGCUCCGAAGUUUUUUGAUACCGCGUUGACUGCAUCUUCAAGGACCACACUAGAACCUGGCUAUAAUUACUGUAAAGGUCUUCAUUGUUGGUAUCUAGGGCAGCCAAACGAGGCCCUGAAAUAUUUUAACAAGGCUCGUAAAGACAGUGACUGGGGUGAGAAGUCUGUUACAAGCAUGAUCCAGAUAUGUCUGAAUCCAGACAAUGAGAUCAUAGGAGGAGAGGUGUUUGACAGCCUAAAUGAAGAUAACAACCUAUCAGGAGAAAGGAAAGAUUCCGAGAAGCUGGGUAUUCGGACAGCUGAGAAAUUGCUGAAGGAGUUUUACCCCCAAACUAUGCUGGGACAGAAACGACUGACAAUGCUGCAGUGCUCCUGCCUGGUGGCCACGAAAGACAAGGCCAAUGUGGAAACAGCACUUAGUACAUUCGCUGAAAUGGCAAUUAAAGAGAAGGGGAAUGUCUCAGUCCUUCUAGCGAUGGCCCAAGCAUACAUGAUUCUAAAGCAAACACCCAGAGCAAGAAACCAGCUCAAGCUUCUGACCAAAGCUACCUGGACAAUGGACGACGCUGAAGAUCUUGAGAAGAGCUGGUUGCUGCUUGCAGAUAUUUAUAUCAAAUCAGGAAAGUAUGACAUAGCUACAGAACUGCUGAAACGCUGCCUUAACUACAAUAAGUCUUGCUGCAAAGCAUAUGAAUACCUGGGUUUUAUUAUGGAGAAGGAACAGUCAUAUAAGGAUGCUGCACUUAAUUAUAAUCUUGCCUGGAAUUAUAGCAGUCAGUCCAGCGCAGUUGUAGGUUUUAGGCUUGCAUUUAACUAUUUAAAGGACAAGAAAUAUGUGGAUGCCAUAGAUAUUUGUCAUAAGGUUCUCAAAGAUCACCCCACAUAUCCCAGAAUUAGAAAGGAAAUACUGGAAAAGGCUCAAAGCUGUCUGAAGCCAUAAUUGUCAUUAUGAUGUACAGUAUAUGCCCAUCUGUUCUGCUGCCAGGCUUUUCUUAUUCAUUUUUUUAUGUGUUCAAUUUUUUUUUAAAACGUUUUGGUCCUAAGCAUGUGCCUUAUAUGUUGGCAUAAUUUCUAAACUAAAUCUGAUUUGUUAAAUAAAUUGUAUUUUACAUAUUUAA